Molecule: messenger RNA, 1452 nt
Organism: Guyanagaster necrorhizus
Lineage: Eukaryota; Fungi; Basidiomycota; Agaricomycetes; Agaricales; Physalacriaceae
Product: calcium/proton exchanger
Exons: 16
Coding region: 1-1308 (435 amino acids)
Biological process (GO): intracellular calcium ion homeostasis; calcium ion transmembrane transport
Cellular component (GO): fungal-type vacuole membrane
Molecular function (GO): calcium:proton antiporter activity
Source: RefSeq, a predicted model, not a curated record
AUGCUUACGCCAGAAAAAGCGAUUGGUCCAUCACCCGGAGUAUGGAAGAGUAUUAGAUCGAUAUUGUUAGCCUCGUGGCUUAAUCUCCUCCUAGUAUUCAUUCCAGUAUCCUGGGCUCUCCAUUUCGCCUUCGCUGGUGAGAAGGACACCAUCAUCUUUGUUUGUUCAUUUCUUGCUAUUAUACCCCUGGCCAAGCUUCUGGCCUUCGCCACCGAUGAACUCUCCAUGAGAGUUGGACAGACACUAGCUGGACUUCUGAAUGCUACUCUCAUAAUAUCCCUUGUAAAAUGUCAACUUCAAAUCGUGCAGUCAUCAUUGGUCGGCUCUAUCCUGAGUAAUCUUCGUAAGCGCUUGUGUUUAUUAUGGCGGUCAUCUUAUCGUUAUGAAGUUUUGGUUCUUGGCAUGUGUUUCUUCGCCGGAGGGAUCAAGUUCCAAGAGCAAGGUUUUGGACAAAUGGCUACCCAGCUGAACUCUUCUUUGCUUGCUAUCAGUGUCAUUGCUGUUCUCUUACCUGCCGCCUUCCACUUUUCGGUAGCUGGCGAUACGGACAAUGACGAAGCCUCAGACAUCCUGAAUGUCAGCCAUGGGACUUCCAUCGUACUGCUAUUUAUUUAUAUCUCCUAUCUGGUCUUCCAGCUCUUCUCUCAUGCUUCACUGUACACGGACGAAGGCGAAGAUAUUGUCAAAUCCACGCGAUACGGAGCCCACAAGAAGCUCAAGGCUGAGCCACCAAUUGAGAUGCAGACGCAGAGGAUCGGUACAGUCUCAUCUGCAACCAGCGCAACGAUUGCACCUCGGCUACAGCCUGAGGAUAACCGUGAUAUUGAAAGUGGAUCAGAUCAUUCAAAGGAAGGUGUCGAAGAACCCCAAUUGGGUCUAUGGGUCACCGUCGGGCUGCUAGCCACUGUUACUGUGCUAGUCGCAGUUACUGCUGAGUGGCUAGUAGACUCAAUCGACGGCAUGACAGACAGUGGCCCGAUCACUAAAGAGUUCGUCGGAGUGAUUCUUCUUCCAAUUGUCGGCAAUGCUGCUGAGCAUGUCACUGCCGUGACAGUAUCCGUAAAAGAUAAACUUAAUCUCAGUUUGGGCGUCGCUGCUGGAUCGAGUAUUCAAAUCGCCCUCUUCGUGAUCCCCUUCAUUGUGACUCUUGGGUGGAUCAUGGGCAAACCAUUGACAUUACUAUUUGAUCCCUACGAAUCUGUAGCUAUGUUUCUCGCAGUUCUAACUGUAAACUAUGUCGUGCAAGAUGGCAAAUCUAAUUGGCUAGAGGGCAUGAUUCUGAUGUGUAAGCUCUCGAUUCUACAGUGAGAUUCCUUUCAAUUCAAAAACUAACGACAGGUCUAUAUGUUAUCCUCGGCGUUACGUUCUGGUUCUAUCCAGGAAAUAAUCCCUCUAGUAACCUCUUAUCACAAUGUACUUGAUUCGCUAUGUUCUUUAGACCUUCGCCAGAUG